CCUCCUCCUCUCCUCUCUGCUCGUAGCUUCGUUAGCAGCAGCUAGCAGUUAGCAUCAGCUAGCCUCCAGUCGUCUGCUCCACAGCCUCUAGACUGACUGACUGACUGACUGAGGGCGAUGAUGGAAGUGGACUCGCUUCAAGAGGCGCUCAGAGAUUUUGAUAAGAAAUCAAAGACGGAGGCAUCUCCUCUUCUGGAACAGUUUCUAUGUCAUGUUGCCAAGACUGGAGAGACCAUGGUUCAAUGGUCUCAAUUUAAGAACUACUUCCUGUUUAAAUUGGAGAAGGUGAUGGAUGACUUUAAAGCCUCGGCACCUGAUCAAAGAGGUCCUGCAAAUCCCAACGUGGAGUCAAUUCCAUUUGAAGAUAUGAAGGAGAGAAUCCUGAAGAUUGUGAAGGGAUACAAUGGAAUUCCAUUUACGAUCCAGCGUUUGUGCGAACUGCUCACAGAACCCAAGAGGAACUACACAGGAACAGAGAAGUUUCUCCGGGGGGUGGAGAAGAAUGUAAUGGUGGUGAGCUGUGUUCAUCCAACCUCAGAGAAAAAUGGAUGCAGUGCUGUCAACAGAAUGAAUGGAGUGAUGCUUCCUGGGAACACAUCUGCUUUUACAGAGAGGAAAGUGAACGGCCCUGGAACACCUCGGCCGCUGAACCGACCGAAGCUGUCUCUGGCCCACUCGCUAGCAGCUAAUGGCCUGCCAGACAGCACAGACAACAAAGACCUCAACACAGAGCAAGAAGACGACAAAGACUCCAGUGAGGUUUCGGCGUCGGGAAGUUCCCUGGGGAGCUCGGUGAAGAACAAACACCCAGAAGAUGAAGAAGAGGACAUGGAAUCCGAGCAGCAGGAAGUGAAGAGACUUAAGUUCAGCAAGGACGACGACGAAGAGGAAGAUGAGGAGGACGACGAGGAAGAACAGGAGGCGGACACACUGAGGCCUUUACAUGCCACCUGCGUCUCAAAAGAGGCAGAAGCCAUGGUCCAGGAGGAAGAGGAGAAGGUCGGAUACAGCAAGGAGAAUGAAGCCUCCAGCAGUGCUGCUGCCACUGAGGACCAAGAACCAACAAGCAGCACGCAGCCCGAGGUGUGUGCAGACUCCGGUCCGGAGGCGGAGCAGGCCGAGAGGGAAGUGCCGUGCGGCUCCCAGGAGGAGGGCAGCGACAUGGAUCAGACAGAGCAGCAGGCACCCGCAGGCGUCCUGGAGAGCCCCGAGACCAGCAGGGACAGCGAGGAGAGCAACGGCGACCCAGUCAGCAGCAGCAGCAGCAGCAGUAGCAGCAGUGGUAGCAGCUGUAGCAUAGAGGAGAGCGCAGAAGCGGCCAGAGAAGACAUAGCUCUCGCUCCCUCCAGCAGUACGACUGAACCUCCUACAGAGGGCGCCAUGGAAAGUGCCACCUUGAACACUGGGACCACGGAGGAGCCCAUGGAGCAGGACUAGACUGAAGGCCCCCCCUGCAGCCGUGUGUGACCAUAAACCAGCUUGUCCUUGAAUCCAGCUUGACUUGUCAGUGGGAAUGAGGAUAACUGCACCUCGAGACAGACGCCUCGCCCCACUUUUUGGACACUCCUCCAAAAUGGCUACCUGGCAUUGAUGUGGGCAUACAAAUAAAUUUUCAUUUGAAGUUUUUUUUUUUCCUUUUUAACUGGAAUAUUUUAUUGAGCUCCUUAUCCUCUGGUUUUAAGUUUCCCCUGAAAGGGGUUGGUUUCAGCAGCCUUCCUCUUGGCUGGAUUCUUCUUUUUGUGUGUUCAGUGGGGUUGUUUGGAUGCUGAGGUGGUCUGGUUCUUUUCUUAUACCACUCACUCACGCCAACCAUUUGGACAUUGCGACAGGGUUUGGUAGUCUACGUUUUGUACCCUUUAAGCCUAGUGUACCACACUACCAGGGUCAGAACAGAGCCAUACCAGCCCCUGAUUAUUUAUGAAAUUGUUCAAAAUAUGAGCCACCGCCACCAUUUCUGUUCCUGACUGAAUCGAGCAAUGAUCUGAACGAAACACCCCACGACCACUAUAUUGUUACUCCACCAAGCUGUCGAGAACAUGCAUUGUUUUAAAUUUUUUCUCCAUCCUUAUGAGAUGGGAGACUUUUUUUUUUCAUUGUGUCCUUAUUAUAUUUUAACCAUUUUUUUUUUUUUUUGCAAUGAUACACUACCAAUCCCACUAACAAUACAAUGACAUGCUACCUUGUUGAGGCGUCUUCUGUAAAAUGAUAUAUUUUGGAAGCAUAAAACCACCAUAAUUUAUAUGAUCAUUUCAAUUCAAUUAGUUAUUUUGGAGUAUUUUUUUUUUUUUUUUUUUUUUUUUCGUCUGCCAGUUGUAGUUUACAAAAACCAGCUGUACAAAGUACAAAGAUGACUUCUGCUUUCUUUGUAUCGUGAUGUCACCAUGUUGUUUCACCGACCGAUAUCCAGAGCAGUUUCUGGUUCCAGUUCUACACCUGUUUUCUGCAGCUGUACUUUUUGAUAUUUAGAAUUUUAAAUUUCUGUAAAGUAGAUUUUUGUAGAUUGUAAUACAGUAUGUGUUCACUGCCUUUGUGAAACCAUAUAUAAUUGUAUAAUUUCUGUGUAUACUCUGAAUGCUUUUGCUUUCAGUGCGGUAUUCAGAAACAGCAAUAAAUGUUAACAUUUUUA
Messenger RNA from Sebastes umbrosus (honeycomb rockfish), 2626 nucleotides. RefSeq names its product protein phosphatase 4, regulatory subunit 2b (gene ppp4r2b). The transcript is spliced from 9 exons. Bases 118 to 1437 code for a protein of 439 amino acids. Gene Ontology annotation, molecular function: protein phosphatase regulator activity. Gene Ontology annotation, cellular component: nucleus; cytoplasm; protein phosphatase 4 complex. Gene Ontology annotation, biological process: protein dephosphorylation. Lineage: Eukaryota; Metazoa; Chordata; Actinopteri; Perciformes; Sebastidae. The record is from RefSeq and is a predicted model, not a curated record.